UACGCAAGAAGCGAUUAUGUUCAUAAGAACAUGUUAAUCAGUAAUUGAGUAAUUACAUGCAAUAAUAAUUUUAACUCGCUUUCAAAGAUGAUAUCGCUUGGGUUAGACUGACUGGACAAUGACUCACAAUGCUCUCGAGACCGUGGGGUCUUAAUCAAAUGACAUCACGUAAUCCUACAGCCACUAAAGCUGAUUAUAUAGAAAGCUGUAUUCAAACAACACACUGGUGACUGGUCAUUGCCAUUUACAAAGUUGGAAGAAUGGUGGACAAGUAGGAUCCUACCUUAUAUCUUUUGACGUCAAAUGUAUCAACACUGGUUAGAACAUGUGUAAAACCCCUUCACAGACUAUUUAAAACCGUUUACAAUAACGUUGAUUGGAUAUCAAAGACACCCUGUGGAGAUUCUCUAAAUAUUCACCUAAUCAUUUUUUUUAAACAGUUGAGUACAUGUUUACAUGCAUAUUUAUUUUUAGUAACACCCAUCCUCAAAAUCCGUUAAAUAUGUUCGCCACUCCAAUGGGCAGUCAACACUUGCAGAUGAAAGUCAUUCGUAGUGUUUGGUACACUGGAGUGAGUGAGUAUUUUACGCCUCUUCGGAAGCAACAGUCCUGAACGGACAUCACACAUUUUACGGUUGUGGGCGACUUUGCGCUACUGCAGCAGAGUGCGAUAUACCGAUGGAUUUCUACCAUACAAAUAGUGGAGACAGGGUUCUCAGGUCCAGACAGCAGUGCACCCGUACCGGGACACCGUGGUUGAAAUAAUGCUCACUCAGUCAUAAGAAAUAUUUUGUCUCUCAAGUAUGUUUGGGCAUUUUUUUUAAGUAAACAUCUGGUAAUAUGAUCUUGUGUGUUUCAAUUUUGGGACUGUCUCAAUAUUACUAUUACUUUUUAAUAUUUAGUUUUGUACGUGGGUGAGUAAAUCGAGACUUGACAAGCAGAAAUACAGGCAUACGUGAUUGGGAGAACUAACUUUAAAUGAUACUUUUAAAUAUAUUUUAGAGCCAUAGCGCCACUUCCGCCCAGUUUUAGUUCGACCUUAUCUGUUACCGCAUCUCACUUCCUUGUCUCUCGGCUAACUUCCCUGUAAAGUUUCAGCUUUCGGAGAAAAAUUCGCCUUGACCUUACACACACACUUCCUUUUUAUAUACGAUCGACUUUGUGUACAAAUGACUUCGUUUUCUUGAAGUUGAGGUUUCGUGGACAGUUUUUGUCAGAUCCGGUGAGAUAUAGCCUCAGUAGGAUUCAAUAAAAUCGUUAUUAUAUGAUUUCUCUCGGCACUUUGGUACUGGCUUUCUUUCUUACUGUAGAAGAUGCGUAUAAUAUACUUUUGGCCAAAUUUUGUUUCACUGUUUGACUAACAUAGACAAAAAGUGUAAAACGUGCAUCGUUAGUCAAAGCCGCUUCUGUUAGCAUGUUAUUUAUUUUCGUUAUUUUCUAAAGAUAAACGUGCGGUACAAUUAAGUGUUUUUAAAACACAUUGUGUAUUUAGUAUUGUCACGAUACUGAACACAAUGGAAUCUGGCAAAAAAUCCAACAACAAAACUAAAACAUAUUCUAACAAAAAUUACAUACUCAAUUUCAUAGCAUUCAAGAAAGUCGUAGUAAUUGAGUAUUACCAAAGUAUAUUUUCAGUUUAAUUGUAGCAUCGUUUGAAAUGAAUAUGUACCCUUUCACAUGAACGGUUAAUACUAUUAUUAUUGGAUACAGUACAAACACGAAGCACCAGAAUUAGUAUAGUCAAAAUACACAGCCAACCAAUUUGAUUUAUGGAGUCCAGAUUCUGUAUUGAAGAAAUCCGUCUUCGGAGUCUGAGAAUCAGGGGAGGUAACUCGGCGAUCGUAAACAAACCACUGUCGACCAUUAUGGCUGCCGACGGGAGAGCGACGAACGAUGACAGUGGAAAAAAGGCAGUGUUAUCUUUCAUGUGGCGUGUGGCACGCUAUUGAUAGCUAAUGUAACAUGUAGGUGCUCAACUACAUCCGGCGUCAACAUUGAUACCGUGUUGGAAAUGGAUAAACUGAGCAUAAUAUCGGGCGCAUUGUUCUUCGCUGCGGAUAUAUUCGCUGUCACAAGUUUGGCGAUGCCAAACUGGAUAGUAUCAGAAAUCGGCGGAGACACAUAUAUCGGUUUGCUACAGACAUGCCUGACCAUCUAUGGCCGCCCGACAAUCUGCUUCACGCCGGACCCGGUGCGAGGAGAGUGGCUACUGACAUUUAUCUGCAUUGUGAUGGGUAUCCUGUGUAUCAGUGUUACUAUAGUGCUUCUCGGGGUCUCCUACUGGGAGUACAGGGUCAUGAAGUUUGCCCGCUGGCUCGGCUUUGUUGCAAUGAUUCUGUUUUGCCUGGCGGCUGUGAUCUUCCCUAUAGGAUUUGACAUGGAUCAGAUCGGAGGGGAGGCCUACCAGCUUCCUAACAACUUCCGGGUCGGAAUAUCCUACAUCUUCUUUGUCCUUGCCCUGUGGAUCACUGUGGUCUCACAGCUCUUCGCCAGUAAAGUCUGUCUGCCACAUUUCUGAUCUCCGAACACUUUCAGUGACUGGACGCUCCAAGUAUUCACACUGAGCUAGUCAAGAGGAGUGCAGUCAUGUGGUAGUCUUAGCAUCAGGAAUCUCAUAGGCUUCCCAACAGUAUUUAGUGAUGAGUAGUUCUUUCUAAUAACUCUACAUAGUGGCUGGGGUGUGUUGUAUCUGCCUUCACGGACAGAUAGUUGAAUGUCAACCCUUCACUUGAUUUCCCCAUCACCUGUGAAUGCACAAGGCUGCGCUGUGGUGUAGUUGAGUCUGUCUAUGUCUGGUUCAGAGGGAAAAUUGACCAAUGAGAUCUCAGUUUACAUCUCACAAGCGGACAUUUUCCUUGUGCAACAUUGGUCGUUUUAAUUAAAGGAAGCUUGGUACAUGCAAGGAGUACGGAUUGUUUGACUUCUAUGAACUCUAAACAUCCUGGCAAUUUCAUUAACAGACUGAAAAUAAGCAUGAGUCUGUACUACUCGACAAAAGCCGUAUGUUUUCACAAGUGAUGAAGAAACGUUAUGUGUGAAGUAUUGAUGAUGACCAAAGUUCAGCUGUUUUUGAUGGUAGCCAGUUCUGCUGCAUGUGUCAUCAGAGGUCAUGGACUCCACAAAUAUAUACAAUAGUCUUGACUGCUGAUCUCACUUGUGUUUUUGUCUUUGCAGCCAUUGCCUGUGAGGUCAUAGGCUGUCGUAGAGAAUGUUUCAUGCUCUUCUAAGUUUGGCAACAUUACACAGUGUUCUGAAGAAUCAAGUUUCAAAAGCUUGAUUCCUUCUUGGAUACAAUGUAAAAAUAAUAACAUUUUAACCCUCACUGUCUGGCUUUGUGUCACAAUCACCAGUGCAAUAGCACAAUUUAUUAUGAUCCAGUUUUUAUUCUUCUACAGUGAAUAAAUUCAAGUGCAGUUUUCUCCUGAGAUGCCUUGCAGCAGUAUUACGAAGACCCAUCCAGCAAAUUCUAAAAUCCAUGUUUGUAUGAACAAUGUAAAUUUGUGCUAUAAGCAAAUCUGUUAGAACUAUUGUGUGAUAAGGAAAACUAUUAGAAAGGUAGCACUUCUUUUGCAUAUUAUGAAAACAGCUUGCUGGAGAACAAUAUAUACUCAAGCACGUUUCCAAGACUACUUUAGAAAUUGCAGAUGCUGAUGUGAGCUACUGACUGCAUUUUAAAGAGAAAUUAUGAAAUGAAAAGCCAAGUGAACUACUGUACCAACUUGGACUUAUGCUAUUUGCAAAAUAUAUAAUUUUGUGGACACAUCAACAUGCCAAACAUAAUCAUGCAUACAGCUUAACUAUUUCCUAUCGCAAGUGGAGUGACUGUAGACUUCCAGUGUAGUGUGUGUGUGUGUGUGUGUGUGCAUACUCUGUAGAAGUGUAGGUCUGUUGAGGUGUAUUCUGAUGGUAGUACAUAGUGUACAUAAUCUGUAGGUACAUAGAGCAGAUGAUACCCAGUAGAGAGGAUAGUGCUAAUCUGAAUGUUUCUCAGCUACUGUGAGGCAUGUUUUGUUUAAUUAACUUUGUCUGGUGAACUCAUUCGGUCAUUGAAAGAGGCCUCCUUUGUCCACACUGUGUUUGUUCCACCUUGGUGCAGAUAAUUGUCAACAUUUUCCAAAUACAUACAUGAUAUCCUGUGCUCCUUACAUGAUAGGGGCAGUGGGAUAGCAUAGUGGUUAAAGCAUUCGCUCGUCACUCCGAAGACCCGGGUUCCCACAUGGGUACAAUGUGUGAAGCCCAUUUCUGGUGUCCCCCACCGUGAUAUUGCUUGAAUAUUCCUAAAGGCGGCGUAAAACCCAACUCACUCACUCACUCACAUACAUUAUAUUCUGUGUCCCAUACAUGAUAUACACUGCCCCAGACAAAAUAGCCAAUGCCAAUAUGAUGUGCAGUGGACCAUAUUCCUGUGUUUCUGACUUGAUGUCCUUUGCCCUAGACAUGAUAUCUGUGUCGGAUUCAUGCCAUCCAGUGGUUCAUACAUGAUACCCACUCCUCAGUACCCAUUCCUUCUGUGUCAAUACUUGAUACCCCAUGAAUGAUGACCCAAUACCCAGAACUGUGCAACACUUGUCUGUAAAAGUACAAAACAUGUACAUCAAUUAUCUAAUUAUGUGUAACACUUGCCUGUAAAAGUACAACACAUGUACAACAAUUAUCUAAUCAUGUACAACACUUGUCUGUAAAAGUACAACAUGUACAACAAUUAUCUAAUUAUGUGCAACACUUGUUUGUAAAAGUACAACACAUGUACAACAAUUAUCUAAUUAUGUACAACACUUGCCUGUAAAAGUACAACACAUGUAAAACAAUUAUCUAAUCAUGUACAACACUUGUCUGUAAAAGUAUAACACAUGUAAAACAAUUAUCUAAUCAUGUACAACACUUGUCUGUAAAAGUACAACACAUGUAAAACAAUUAUCUAAUCAUGUACAACACUUGUCUGUAAAAGUACAACACAUGUAAAACAAUUAUCUAAUCAUGUACAACACUUGUCUGUAAAAGUACAACACAUGUAAAACAAUUAUCUAAUCAUGUACAACACUUGUCUGUAAAAGUACAACACAUGUACAACAAUUAUCUAAUUAUGUGCAACACUUGUCUGUAAAAGUACAACACAUGUACAUCAAUUAUCUAAUCAUGUACAACACUUGCCUGUAAAAGUACAACACAUGUAAAACAAUUAUCUAAUCAUGUACAACACUUGUCUGUAAAAGUACAACACAUGUAAAACAAUUAUCUAAUCAUGUACAACACUUGUCUGUAAAAGUACAACACAUGUACAUCAAUUAUCUAAUCAUGUACAACACUUGCCUGUAAAAGUACAACACAUGUAAAACAAUUAUCUAAUCAUGUACAACACUUGUCUGUAAAAGUACAACACAUGUACAACAUGUCAUGUAUGAGGUAUGUGGACGAAGGGGGCAUGGUUUUAUUGAGUGUUUCCAUAGCCAUUUGUUUAUAUUGUAGUCUGGCCUUGGGAUGCUGAAUGGUGACCAAUUUUAUCAGUGCUCUAGACAGUUUUCAUAUGAAGGACAUGGAUAGAUUCAGUGUAAAUAGUGUGCUGUCCAACCACAGGAGUUAUAUCAGGGCAUUGUCUUCAUCAAACAAUAUCCUACUACUUAAUAUUUCAUAUUCUUAUUGCUCGGGACACUAAUUGCAAUGAGCACAAUGUCUUUUACUUGACAUGAAGAUGUGAUUAACAUAAUGUUUACGACUCUCCAAAGAAACGUUCCUUAUAUAUUUAAUGAUGAUUGCUAUCAUUUUAUCAAAGCAACAUUUUGAUGCAGUUGACCUGCAAGUCACAACUGAAGAGCUUUAACAAUAUUGACACCACAUACUGUUGUAUUCGUGGUUGAUUGGAAAAAAAGUAAAAUUAGAUUUGUGCACCUGAACAUUUGUAAUUAAACAGGGAUUAAACAUGGUACUAGCAAGGGUCUGUUUAUCUACUUUUAAGUCUCCCAGAGAAUAAUGGAAUUUGAGGCAUUUUAGUGACUGUCCUUAUAUCUUAUCACCAUUCAGACGAUGGAAUGUUUUCAUGCAUCUGUACAUAUGUAGACUUGUCACAGAAAUAACAACACCCCAGUUAAUGCUAACUAGUGAUAAUGGAGAUAUGGCCAACAGAAGGAAGUAUCUCAUCUUGAAUCUCAUCCUUAUUCCUGCCAGUGUUUAUCGACCUCUGUGUUUUUAUAUGUUUCCUAUGACCGCUUGUUUUUAAAGUAUUUCUUAGCUAUUUAUUUCAAUUUUACAAAAGACCUCCAUAAUGCUGUAGGGUUUGUCAUGGAUGUUUGACUUAUGUCCAGUCAUUUACAAGUUUAAGUUCAGGAUUGGCUGAGUGUGCAAUAGCUGUUUUAAUUGCAAGUCCAUAUAGAUGUAAUUUUUUCAAAAUAAUGAAAUGUUUCAAAAACAACACUCCUGUUAAAUUCCUCGAAAUAAAGUAAAGUUAAUAUUAGUGUAAGUUUAUAUGUAUAUAAUAUAUAGAAGAUACAGUUUGGUCUUUGAUGAUGAUGUUUAGAGCAGCGAACAAGUUGAUCCAUUGUUCAAGGUGCUGCAGUUUGCUUUACAGAGUUGCACCCCUUGACCAUGCCAGGAUUUGCUGGUCAUUGGUGCAGAUCUGGGCCCCGUUUCACAAAGCUCUCGUAGCGCUAUGACUGUUGUAAGUCUAUGCAUAGGAGGUACGUUUGCUACGAGAAAAGUUACGAGAUCUUAGGCUUACGAGAGCUUUGUGAAACUGACUUUUGGAGUCGACCUUACUAUGAUUCUUAUUCUGCUUAUGGCUUUCCCCAAAGAGGGAAUUCUCUAUUAUGUCAACCCAUAUUCAGGGGAAAACAUAAAAGUAAAACGACUAUGCUUAUUUAGUACUAAUGACAGUAAAAAUCGCCUUGACCAAAAGACAAAUUUACAAUAUCUUCGACUGGCAUUUUAGAAGUUGAUUAGUAAUAAUAUAGGAACUGUAACAAACAACUGUCAUCCAUUAAAUAUCUUUCCUUUAUUAAACAAAAGUACUACUGUAAUGAUUGAAAUCAAACUUUAACAUGAUAAAAUCUAUUUUAGGUUUAUUUUUAAAUUAUGUUUUAAACAAAUUUCAGAAUAUGUAAUCAGUCUCAGGGGAAAUGUAUUCAAUAAUUUUGAGUGUCAUUUGCUGAAAUCAACCCUGAAAGUUACAUGUUAUGUACAUGUUAAUAAUUUAUUGUGACUUAUUUUUCUGAUUUACCUUGACAGCUGCAUAUAGAGUUCUGUACUGUGUACAUCUAGUCUCUGAUCAUGUCAAUAGUUUGGUAUUGCUUUAGGAGUGGAGGACAUACAUGCACGAUACAAGUGGCGUGGUUUAGUCCUCUGUGUGUGUUGUGGGACAAUGUGAUAACUGUACAAGAACCACUUUGACAUAUAGAGGGCAAUUAGCUGCACAAGUCUGGUGUCCUUACCCCAUUGAAGGGGACCAUGAAUAUGGGCAUCAAUACUAGCAUCACUGAGAUACACACACAUGAUGAAGAUUUUAGUAUUUUAGAUUUGCUAACAUGUGCUUUAAGUUAAUUAGGCAAAUAGAAACUAUUUUUAUGUAUUUUGUUUUAAUAUCUUUAGGCAGAAUCAGUAUUGUUAAAUUUAUGUGUUGCCAGGUUUAAUUUGAAGUCAAUUUAUUACUGAAAACUCUUGAGCUGAAUGCUGGAACAGACAUCCAAGCAAAAAUGUUUUGAAGAAAUCAGGAUUUCUUAUCUGUCUUAUGCAAAAUGUACGGAACCCAUCCCCAUGACAGGGCCAUUUUGGUGUCAAGCCAAUCUAUUUGUGUGUGUUUUGUUUGAUUUCAGAGUAAAUACCAUUCAUGCUGUUAAAAUUAAUGUCAACUUGAAAGAUCGUUAAAGGUUUUGUUUGUAGUAUAGAUUGGUUAUAGAAUGUUCCUGCUGACAGAAAUCUAUGAAUCUGAAGAGAAGAUGUCUUCAAAUGUUGAGUGCUAAGGUUUUGCCAGAUGGGGUCAAAGGUAAAACCCUUCCACCUUAUGUCUUGGCUUGUUAAAUGUGUUGAUAGGUAAAUAAAUAACUGAUGUACAUAGGAUUUGGAGACUACUAUUCAAACUGGAGUGAAACCUUUACGCUUUCACAUUGGGCCAGAUCUGUCGUUAUUCCUCGUAUUCAGGUUUGUUGGUAUUCAGGGCUGUGCCUGAAAUUGAAGCAAAGACGUGGAAAUUUCAGAAAGUGUUAAGUGAUAAUUUCUUGUGGACUAAAACUUUUCAAUUUCAACUGUUUGCAAGUAGAAUUGAGGUUUCACACGCAGAACAGCAUGAAUUGGAGUUGUCGUGCAUCACGUGCAGAUACACUUAAUAAAUUAACAUCUCUGCAACUUGUGUAUCUUCCAUGAGUUCACUUUACUUAUGCUGUUCAUCGUUUUCUAAUGUUUUGUUGAUUUCUUUACCAAUUAUUUAUUAGUAUAUUAUGAUUCAUGUUUUAUGUUCAUAAUUGAAGCAUGUUUUCUGUAGUACUUCAGUAACUGGACAAAAGGAUAAUCAAAACUGUUGAUUUCAAAUGUUAUGAAGAUUUUGUUUCAAGGAAAGUCAUUGUUUUGAAAGUUGAAGAUACUCUAAGGAAUCUGUGUAUAUCUUGCAUGAGUAUGUCAUGUAUAUUUUGUUUUGUUGAAAAUGAUUUAUGAGAAAUCUAUUUGUGCAUGCAAUAUGAUGAGUGUUGGUUUUGAUGAAAUGUUUUGUACUGUUAUGUUUCAUGUGUUUUGAUCAUCAUUGAAAUAUUGGAACUUGGUGACAAGUUCGUCUAGAAACACUUUUUACGAUAAUACAUUGUGCAUAUUGGGGGCUACAUUACAGCACAACAGUCCAAGUUUGAUGUUUUUGGCAAAGUUAUCCAGGAUGCCAUAUAAUAGGGUCAAUUGCUAUCAAUGAUAUGGAAUUGUAUAAACAGAAUAAUGGUCACAGGUUUUCAAUCUAUGUUUUUAGAUGUAAAAGCAGUUCUUCACAGGUCAAGGGAUUUGAGGUUGGUAAUAAAAUAACUAAUAUAUAGAUAUAUUUGGUAAAGAUAAUGUGUAAUAUUGUUUGCCUCUCAAAUGAAAUUGAUCAUUGACAUGAUAAUUUCUGUUAAAAAAAGGAGGAACUGAACAAGAUGAUAAUUAUUUGUAUUCAGGACUUUUGAGUAAAAUAGAUAGAAUGACAACUUCUUUUAUUCUAGAGCACGACGUUUCGAAACAGGUUCUUGUAUCGUUUUCAUGUGAGUAAAAUAUUUUGGGGACUUUAAAACUUUGACACAAUCAAUAUUUGUAAUUUCUCCAUCGUCACGGCAAUAUUUUCAUCAUUUAGCUCGAGGGAGCUGUUGAUCAGCAUUGUGUUACAUGUAAGUGAUUGAAUAAACAUUUUUAAUCAUU
Molecule: messenger RNA, 9357 nt
Organism: Haliotis rubra (blacklip abalone)
Lineage: Eukaryota; Metazoa; Mollusca; Gastropoda; Lepetellida; Haliotidae
Exons: 3
Coding region: 2012-2518 (168 amino acids)
Biological process (GO): negative regulation of smoothened signaling pathway
Cellular component (GO): Golgi apparatus; ciliary membrane
Source: RefSeq, a predicted model, not a curated record